AUGGACACAUCAAGAGUCUAUGGCAGUGUAAAGACAGUUAAGACCCCAGGGAAUAAGUAUGCAUCACCCCCAUCUCUUCCCUCAGAUGCCUGUCAGUGCCCACACUGGCAUCGGUUGGCUCUGAAACUCAGCUGUGCUGGACUGAUCUUUCUUUUCUUGAGCCUGAUUGGACUCAGUGUCUUAGUGCGAUUCUUAGUGCAAAAAACACCAAUAGAAAGAUACAGUGUGGCUGCUCAAGAGAACAGGACCAAAUCAACAGGGAGAUCAACCAUACUAACAUGCCUGAGACAUUGGCAUUCAUACCGGGAUAAAUGCUUAUUUAUGUCUCAAACUUCUGGGCCUUGGGCUGAAGGUCUAGCUGACUGCUCUGUGAAAGAAGCCACUUUGCUGCUCAUUGAAGAUGAAGAAGAAUUGAGAUUCAUUCAUGAUUUCUCAAAGAGAAAAGGACAGCAAUUUUUUAUUGGACUAAAUUAUUUAUCAGCAGAGAAGAUGUGGAAGUGGAUAAAUGGCUCUAUUUUAAAUCCUGAUUUAUUACGAAUCAUGGGCACUGACGAAGAAAACAGCUGUGCGGUCAUCUCACAGACAGAAGUGUUUUCUGACUUCUGUUCUGCAGACAACCGUUGGAUCUGCCAAAAGAAGCUGAAGCAUGAAUGGAAUCCUGGGUCCUGACUCCUGAUUUCAAAUCUCAUCUCUAUUACUUUACCAUCCACACCCGAUCUCUGCAUUGAACUGUCAGUGCUGUCGGCCCUCCCAGUGCAGUUAGAGGCACAGAGCAUGGACUAUAAAACCACCACGACUCUUACAGCUGCUCACUUCCAAUUUCUUUAUUCUGUAAAUGUGAAUGUACACAGACACGGAUGGGCCAUUCUAAGAGAGGUGUUCUAUAUAGAUGGAGGCCCAGGCCAGCAGGGGCACUGGAAGCCUUGGGUGGCCUUUGUUGAUGUCUGUGCGUGAGGUCAUCUGAAGAUGGUUGCAGAAAAUUGUUUGCAAAGUCCUCAUCUCUACCCUCCAUCCCAAGCUAUCUCACAUCUGGGCUACAGAUCAAAAGUCUUUGCUCUUGACCCUGACACCAGAGGCCCAUAGUUAAGGAGUUUGGCAAGGGAAGAGUUUGUUUUGAUUGAGACCUCCAAAUUAAUCAAUUAAUAAUUGACUAAUGUUCUGAUAAUGAGAGUGACUCUAGGUAAACUGAGCUCUGUCCAUGUGAUGCCUCUUACCCUGUGGUGAUGUACCAGAAGAACCUGGGCAGAUGCUGGUGCUUGGCCCUGGGCUAGUCAGUCUCCAGAGCUGUGAGACAGGAAGGUCUCUUCUCCUUCAAUUUCCUGUGAUGGCAACAAAA
Peromyscus eremicus (cactus mouse) is the source of this 1336-nucleotide messenger RNA. RefSeq names its product killer cell lectin-like receptor subfamily B member 1F. The record is from RefSeq and is a predicted model, not a curated record. The coding region runs from base 1 to 669 and encodes 222 amino acids. NCBI's taxonomy places the organism in Eukaryota, Metazoa, Chordata, Mammalia, Rodentia, Cricetidae. The transcript is spliced from 6 exons.